AUGCUAUCAAUUGCUUCGAUUCUCGCCUUAUCUACAGCCGUGACGGCUUUCGUUCAUCCUGGGGCUCUUCAUACCGCCAAAGACUUCGAACGCAUCAACACUUCCUACGCACAGGCGUCGUACCAGCCUACACCGCAGGAGAUUGUCUAUCGCGGUGCUAAUGGCGUGGAUUCCGAAAAUUACCAAUAUCUCUACCGUGAUGCUGCAGCCGCCUACCAGCUCGCGCUCCGCUGGAAAAUCUCGAAUGACACAAGCUUUGCGGAUGCAGCCGUCAAUAUCCUCAGCUCUUGGGCAGCGACAUUGACAUCUAUUGGCGGAACCAGCGACAAGUUUCUUGCCUCCGGCCUAUAUGGGUACGAGAUGGCCAAUGCCGCCGAACUUAUGUCGGAUUACUCUGGUUGGAAUAGUGAUAACAAGACCGCGAUGGGAACCAUGCUGGCCAAUGUAUUCGCACCCAUGAAUACAAUCUUCCUAGAGGAUCAUAAUGGCCAGGAUUAUUAUCAUUACUGGGCCAAUUGGGAUCUGUGCAAUCUUGCCUCCUUGAUCGCAAUUGGGGUGUUCACCGAUAAUGAAACCAUGUAUAGGAAUGCUGUGAACUAUAUUCGGACGGGCCCUUCAAAUGGCGCCUUGCCCGUAUUCGCGAUCGCCAACUAUACUGAGUCAGGAUCCAGCAAGAUCCUAACCCAGGGCCAGGAAGCAGGCCGGGAUCAGGGUCACUCUACGCUGGAUGCCGUGCUUUUCGGGGUUGUUGCACAACAAGCAUACAACCAAGGCGACGAUCUGUUUGCGGAGUACAGCAAUGAAAUCCUCAAUGCUGCCGAGUAUAUUGGGAAGUAUAACGUCGGUCAGGAUGUUCCAUACACUGCGUACAACAGUUACCAGGGUAAUCAGACUGUUAUUUCAAACAACUCACGUGGAACUGUUCGUCCCGGAUUUGAGUUGUUGUCGGCGCACUAUGGACAGUUGAAGGGAUUAGAUUCGUCGUGGACUGACGCCUAUCGAGACUGGGUGAAUGUUAAUUCUACAAGUGGCGUGGAAGGUGGAGGUGGAAACUAUGGAACAACAUCCGGUGGAUUCGAUGGACUCGGUUUUGGCACUUUGUUGUAUCGUAGUUCCUAG
Messenger RNA from Penicillium waksmanii, 1119 nucleotides. RefSeq lists its product as uncharacterized. Gene Ontology annotation, cellular component: periplasmic space. The transcript is spliced from 3 exons. The record is from RefSeq and is a predicted model, not a curated record. Gene Ontology annotation, molecular function: lyase activity. Lineage: Eukaryota; Fungi; Ascomycota; Eurotiomycetes; Eurotiales; Aspergillaceae. The coding region runs from base 1 to 1119 and encodes 372 amino acids.